Messenger RNA from Drosophila navojoa, 3305 nucleotides. RefSeq names its product Importin 9 (gene Ipo9). NCBI's taxonomy places the organism in Eukaryota, Metazoa, Arthropoda, Insecta, Diptera, Drosophilidae. Gene Ontology annotation, biological process: protein import into nucleus. The record is from RefSeq and is a predicted model, not a curated record. Gene Ontology annotation, cellular component: cytosol; nuclear envelope. Gene Ontology annotation, molecular function: small GTPase binding.
AAUAAGUUUGAACAGAACUUACACAUGUGCUGCGAUCUGCUGCGGCUAAUAUCAUAGCAAAGCCAUUGUGCAGUUUCAUUUUAGUUGAAUUUGAUAUUCUGUCAUGUCGAACGCCGAAGUUGGCAUCGGUGCCGUGCGCGGGGGCGGCGAUUCUGUAAAACAAGCUAUAAUCGAGGAGCUGCAGAAUCUGUUAAGCUCGGACACAACUGUUUUGCAACAGGCAGAAAAGCGUAACAAGCAAUUGCAAUACACGGAAGGGUAUGGAGUCUACUUGUCGGAGAUAAUUAUGAACCAAUCACAUGAGCUGCCAUUGCGUCAAAUAGCGAUUAUAAUGCUGACCCGGUAUGUUGAAAACCAUUGGGCGGAUCCGGAUGAGAGGGACAAAGCAGGUGGGCAUAUGGCUACCGAACAGGCUAAGCGUACAAUCCGUAACAUAUUGCCCAAUGGCCUGUACGAUCCCAACUCUAAAAUACGCUCAUCGGUGGCUCACACAAUAUCCACAAUCGCGGCAACAGACUAUCCACAUUGUUGGGCAGAACUCUUUGACAUUAUAGUCAAAUGUUUAGGUGGCAACGAGGAUUCCAUACAUGGUGCUAUGCAAGUAUUGCAAGACUUUACCUACGAUGUAGAUCAAAUCAAGGAGCUUGGUCCUGUGGUUAUACCUGAAGUAUAUCGCAUAUUCGACUCGGAACAAAACUAUUCGAUAAAAACGCGAGUUUCUGCGAUACGAACGUUGAAGCAACUAUUUACGUCCAUCUCGGCACUCAUAACGGACAAGCAAGAGCAGAGCUCCAUGAUGAGCUCUAUUCUGUCUAACUUUAUGGACAAGCUUGUGCACUAUCUCAGCAUGAAUUGCGGGGCUGGAUCUAGCUUUCUGCUGCGCUCCGAAAUCAUAAAAGUGUUCAGUUAUCUGGUGACUGAUAUGCCGAAGUAUAUAAAUCCGUUUAUGGAUCGCAUCUUGCCAAUUAUUUGGCAGUUGCUUACACAAAUAGCGGAAACCUAUGUAAAGGUAUCUGUCAAUCAGACGGAAGCGAAUCCCUUGGCAACUAGCGAAUACGAAGAAGAAGAUGAGCAGACCAAUUUCCAAACGCUGAUAAUACAAAUUCUCGAGUUUAUUAACUGCAUUGUCACCUGCGGCAAAUUGCGUGGCAAUAUUAAGAAUGUUCUUGCGGAUUUAAUUUAUAUAACUAUCGUGUAUAUCCAACUCGGCGAGGAGCAGCUGGAGGACUGGCAAGAGGACCCAGAGAAAUUUGUAGACGACGAAGACGACGGUGGAGUCGAGCUAACUGUACGCAUGUGUGGUCGCGAUGUUCUUCUGGCCAUUAAUGACGAGUUCGGAGUGAAGGCCAUUCAGCCGCUGCAGGAAGCGCUUGGCCGGCAUUUUAGCGUAGCGGAGGCGGAGAAGGAGGCCAACAAUCCGAAUUGGUGGAAAAUUCAUGAAGCUUGCAUGGAUGCAGUUCACAGUUUUCGCGACAUAAUACUCGAGGGUGAUUCCAAAUUUGAUUUGCUUAACUAUCUGACGAUUGUGAGAAAUUUGUUAGUACAUCAGGAAUCGCCCCAUCUGGUCGGCCGCGCUCUCUGGACCCUCAGCACGUACUCCAAGUCGGAUUUGUACAAUCCGCAGAUGAUAGUCGAAAUUUUGGACGUAACGCUGUGCAGUUUAUCGCCAGAUAAGUCACAUAUUCUACGCAUCAGCGCUGUUCGGGCCUUGCACGGCUUCCUGCAAGCCAAUGAAAAUGUUGAGGGCGAAAAACGCACACUUCUCGUGUCGAAACUUCCCGGUUUUUUGGAAGGAAUCAUGACGCUAGUGCCUGGCUGCAAGGCCACUGUGCUGGCGCUCAUAAUGGAAGCUCUUACGAUGAUGGUCAAAUUUGAUGCGGACUUUGCAUAUGCGGCGCAUCCAAAAAUUACACCUCUGACCAUUGCAGCAUUCCUCAAGUAUGCAGAAGAUCCGUUUGUUUUCGAAAAUGUACUAGAUCUGAUCAAAGCGUUGUGCCAACACAAACAGUGCCUGGGACCUUUGCAAGAGAAAUUCAUACCAACUAUUGUUAGCAUACUGACGUUGCAAGGUGAGCAAUGCGUCGAGAAGCAGGAUAUCGCCCUGGACGUGCUCAACACAAUUGUCAAGUAUACGGAGCCUCCGCUGCCCACUGCUCUACUGGAAUCAGCAUUUCCCGCCAUGGUAAACUGUGUGCUGCAUACGGACGAUCACACCGUAAUGGUCGCCGGCGGGGAGUGCCUUCGUAGCUUUAUCAAUGUUUCGCCUGAGCAAAUUUGUAACUACAAGAAUGGCGAGGGUGUCAACUAUGUGAUGCAGGUGGCAACGGUUUUGUUAAAUCCAAUGAACGCCGAGAUGACCGCCGGUGGCCAAAUUGGUCGACUGAUUAUCACCAUAAUCACCAAAAUGGGCAGCAUGCUGGGGCAAACUGUGGACAUGCUGCUAAAGGCCGUCAUUAGCAAGAUGCAGAACCUCGAGUGUCUAAAGGUCAUUAUGAAUUUGGUGUUGAUAUUCGCUCAUCUGUUUCUUACCCAAAUGGAUGCGGUGCUUAACUUUUUGUCUACGGUUCCCGGACCCAAUGGCGAGCCCGCAUUGCAGUUUGUUCUUACCAAUUGGCUGUCGCGUCAAAACUCCUUCUUUGGUGCAUACGAACGAAAAGUUACCACGAUGGCCCUCUGCAAACUUUUUGAAUAUGGCGUGGCCACCCAGGACAACCGUCUGACAUCCAUAACAUACAAGGAACUGGUGGAGGAGCCGAGCGGCGAUCGUAUACGCACACGCUCAGUUGCGGCGUCCUAUCAAAAAUGGGUUACAAUUCCCGCACUUGUAAAGAUCUUUAAAGUUCUCAUAUCCGAGUAUCAGCACUUUCAAGAGGGCAAAACGGAUGCGCCGCUUACAGACUCCGAGGAUGAAGUAACCGAGGAAGAUGAUGUUCCUGGCAAUGCCAACAAGCCACGCUACAUUUCUGACUUGUGUUUCGAUUUCGACGAGGACAAUGCCGAGGACGAGCAAGUGCUACAGGUGCUGCUCAAGGAGUGCAACUACACAGGCGACAUUGGUGAAAAUUUACAAAAGUUUCUCACAAACUUCACUCAAAACGAACAUUUUCCCACAUUCUACGAACAUCUCAACGAAUCCGAACGCCUUGUUCUGCUGGCCAAGGCACAACAAAAGUAAUUUAAACUCUCGGUCUUCAAUACAGACUUUAUGAAAACUAUAGCAUAUGUUUUUCAACCCAUUGUGUUAAACCUAUUUAAUAUUUGUUAUAAAGCAUUCAAUAAAAUAAAACCUUUAUAUUUUUAGCGUA